AGAGAAAAGAGAGGGAGAGAGAGAGCGCUGGUCUGACUCUGUGGAAUUUCUCUUUUCUCUGCUCUCCGCUGGGGUCCCACAGAACGUCAGUCAAACACAGCUGAAGAAGAUGUGAAUUUCUUUCCAUGUUCUUUUUCCUUCUUUAACUCUCCCUGUGACGCCUUCUGAGUCCUGCUGGAUCUGUGUCUUUUCCCGCCGUGUCGCUGGACCCUCGCUCUGCCUGGGCGUGUGUGUGUGGAGGAGUGGGAUGCAGAUGGACAGAGCGUGAGGGAGGAUGGGACAGGACAGCAGGUAGAUGCAGAAUGAGGUCGUCCCUGCUGCGGGUGGUAGCCAUGUCAGGUCGCCAUGACAACUGCUCAGCUUGGUGACGAAGUGCAGUGGAGCAUGCUGGGUAACACCAAACACUACUUCCCUGGAGCACAGGAGAAGGAUGGAGAAGAGGAGGAAGAGGAGGAGGAGGAGCGGGGCAGGAUGGACAGAAGAGAGGGAGGACAAGGAAGGCAAAACGGAAUGGUGGACAUGGGAGAGCAAGAAGAGGAGCUGGGGAUGCGAGGGGGUAGACAGCUGCGGGACCCCAAAGGGGAGGGACAUAAACCAGCUGCUAUUGUGAUUGGACGACAGCGGGGAGACAGACAGCCAAAGUCUUCCAUGGCUGUUGUGCAACGGGGGAUCUCUUUCCCCACCAACCAGGAACUUGCUCAUCUUCAACUGGCCAAUCAGAAGCAUGUGUAUGCAGCCACAGCCAAUCAGCAGCAGCUUUACCAAGCAUCAGCCAGUCAACAGAGGAGGCGUUACAUGAUGGAGCGUAGCAUGACAACGGUGUCACCGCUAGAGGAAACUCACCUGACCAUGCUGGUGUUCCGCAUCGGUAUCCCUGACAUCAAGCAAACGAAGUGUUUGCGCUUUGACCCCGAUGCGACGGUGUGGAGUGCGAAGCUGCAGAUCAUGUGCUCGCUGGGCGAAUCGCUGUGGGACGUUUACAACUACGGCCUUUUCCAGCCGGCCGCCGACGGACGGGACGCCAACUUCUUGGAUGAGGAGCGCUCGCUGAGAGAAUACCCACAAUCCUUUGAGAAAGGAAUGCCCUACCUGGAGUUUAGGUACAAGACCAGAGUUUACAAGCAGACCAACCUGGAUGAGAAGCAGCUGGCCAAGCUACACACAAAGGCCAACCUGAAGAAGUUUUUGGAGUAUGUCCAGAGCGGAUCCCUGGACAAGAUCACCAAAGCGCUGGACAAAGGCCUUGACCCGAACUACCACCACCAAGAGAAUGGAGAAACGCCCCUGUCCCUGGCGGUGUCGAUGCCUCAGUCCAUAGAGGUGGUGCGCUGUCUGGUGCUGAACGGAGCCCAUCUGGACUUUAGAUCCAGAGAUGGACUUACACCACUACACAAAGCAGUCCGCGCACACAACCAUGCAGCACUGCAGAUCCUUCUGUCAAUAGGAGCUUCUCCAGACUACAAGGACCGCUGUGGGCUGACGCCGCUCUACCACUCGGUGCUGGCAGGGGGCGACACCUCGUGCUGCGAGACACUGCUGUUCUACCGAGCCCGACUCGGAGUCAGAGACGAGAACGGCUGGGAUGAGUCACACCAGAUGAGGGACCCAGAGGGAUUUGGCAUGCAAGAAAUACACAAGGCAUGUCAGAAUGGUUUUGCCCAGCACCUGGAACACCUGCUGUUCUAUGGCGCGGACUCCACUUCCCAGAAUGCAUCAGGAAACACAGCACUUCACAUUGGUGCUCUGUAUAAUAAGGAAAACUGUGUGCGUGUUCUCCUAUACAGAGGAGCCAAUAAGGAGACUAAGAAUAAGCAUGGGCAAACCCCAUUCCAGGUGGCAGUUAUGUCUGGCCAUUUUGAGAUCGGAGAGAUCAUCAAAAAUCACAAUGACUCAGAUGUAGUUCCCUUCCUCGAGUCACCCAAGUACGCCCCUCCGCGCUCCGAGCUGGUCAGAGCUCUCCCCCCUUCUGGGCCCAUCCACCAUGCCCACCCUCACCCCCUGCUGCGGGCCAAGAGUGAGAACACCAUGAACCCUCCCGAUCAGAUGGCCCCCGCGCCACCCUCGGGAACCAACAUGGCGCCCGCACCGACCCAAUCGAGGAGAGCCUCCUUUGCUCUGAGGAGCUCCAGCAGUCCUCGCUCUCGCACCCGCUCACCAUCCAGAGGAAGAGGGGACACAGAGGAACGACAGAAGCAGCAGAGAGGGAGACAGGGUGGUGGCGGGCAGCAGCAGCAGCAGCAGCAGCAGCAGCGGAGGAGGCUGUACAGUGCGGUCCCUGGCCGUGUGUUUGUGGCGACGCGUUCUCACUCUUCCCAAAACGAGCGCGAACUCAGCCUCAGCAAAGGAGACAGGGUCAAAGUGCUCAGUGUAGGUGAUGGAGGCUUCUGGGAAGGGACAGUAAAAGGGAGAACUGGCUGGUUUCCCUCUGACUGCGUGGAGGAGGUUCCCCCUCAAAACCAAGAGCAGAAACCAGAGAGUCGCAGCGAAAAGGCCCGCAAGAAGCUGUUCCGCCAUUACACAGUGGGAGCUUAUGAUGGCAUCGAGGCGCCCAGUGACUACAUCAUAAAGGAGAAGACCGUUCUCUUACAGAAGAAGGACAAUGAGGGCUUUGGCUUUGUGCUUCGAGGAGCUAAAGCUCAGACUCCCAUUGAAGAGUUCACUCCCACGCCAGCCUUCCCUGCUCUACAGUAUCUGGAGUCAGUGGACGAAGGGGGUGUGGCCUGGAGGGCUGGACUGCGAAUGGGAGACUUUCUCAUUGAGGUGAAUGGGCAGAAUGUGGUGAAGGUGGGUCACCGGCAGGUGGUCAACAUGAUCCGGCAGGGAGGAAACAGCCUCAUGGUGAAGGUUGUCAUGGUGGCACGAAACCCGGAGAUGGAGGAGGUGCCUAAAAAGAAAGCCCCCCCUCAGAGCAAACGGCUAACUCCCCCAGCCAUCGCACUGCGCUCCAAAUCCAUGACCUCUGAACUGGAGGAGAUGGUGGAGAAAGCAGCCUCUCCCUGGAAGAAGAAAGCGGAAUACGAGUCAUCCCAGGCCACCGAUAAGAAGAGAAGCGUCUAUCAAAUGGCACUGAAUAAGCUGGAUGAGAUCCUGGCAGCCGCUCAGCAGACCAUUAGUCCAUCUGAGGGGGGGGCCCAGCGAGGUCACACAGGGAGGAGAGAGCGCAAUAAGGGCUAUUACACUAACAAGCAACCAAGUUUUGAACAAUCAGGUGUUGGCAUGAUGUCAUCAGGGUCUGGGUUUGGUUAUAACCAAGUCCAGUUUUCAUCAAGCCACGCCACCCAGCAUGGUCUGAUGCUUCGGCAGAAGUCCAUUGGGGUGGCAGAUGAGGAGAAGGGCUUCCUGCAUCCCCCCGCCAUGAAGCUAUCCCGCAGUCUGUCUGUUCCUGGCCCCGAGGACAUUCCGCCGCCGCCUGAAACGUCGCCUCCGGAGCCCCCGCUGUCAGCGGGCGGCAGGAGGUCGGAGCCCAGCCACCCCUCCUCGCACUUCCUGCCCCACGCACAGACAGCCAUGGCUCCCCAGCACAGCCGGGCCACCUCGCGCAGGGAGUCGUCCGAUUCUGGGUGGAGGGGCGGAGGCAAAAUGGGAGGGCUGAGGCGGGGCUACAGCAGUGCCACGCCCCCAGGCAACAUGGCCACUGCCAAGGCGACCGCAGUGCCGCCACCCCAGCAAGCGGUUGCUAAGACAACCGGACGGAGAGCCGGUGGCAGGGGGCCUCUGCUCAAGCAGCCCAAAGUGGAGGAUGGGGCAGCUGUAGGUCGAACGCAGAGAGGGGGCCAGGCGCAGGUACAGGACACGGGGAACGACAAGAGCUCCAUUCCCAUCCCCACAAUCAUUGUCAAAGCGCCCUCCACCAGCAGCAGUGGCCGGUCCAGUCAGGGCAGCAGCAUGGAGGCGGAACAACCCCCUGACCUUGAGCAAGAGGAGGCGCCUGAGCCCCCCAGCCCCCCUCCUUCUCCACCCUUGCCUCAGUCUUUACCCUCGUCCCUCCCCCAGGAGAGGACAGACACUUCUGGACCUCAAGGCGGUGGCACCAUGGGUAAAGCGAGGCGGGAUCGAGAGCGUUACAGGGACUCGCGGCGAAAGAGUGCCUCUUUCUUCUACUCCUCAGAGGAGGACUUGUUGGAGGAUGUCCCCACUAGCCAAACAGAGAACACAUCCCCCCGACUGCGUCCUUCCAAAUCCAUUGAUGAGGGCUUGUUCUCUGGGGAUAACUUGACCACCCAGGGACGCAGCAUGCCCCCUGCGUUCGGCCUGCCUCAGUAUGCCUCACCACAGACUCAUACACACGCCACCACCUUCAUCCAUCCUCUCACGGGGAAGGUUCUAGAUCCGUCCUCGCCUCUAGGGCUUGCUCUUGCUGCACGCGAAAGGGCACUAAAAGAUGACCGGAGGACCCGACGCGAAGAGCGACACUUCGGCAGGCAGUUGUCGAGUGUGGGGUCGUUUCCCUCGACAGUGUCGCCAUCAAAUCCACAACAUAACCCGCCUGCCACUUAUGUCUACCAACACCAACAUCCUCCCGCCCUGUACCUCACAGGCUCCUCCCCCACCUCGGCUGCCCCAUCUCCUCUGAGCCGCCCCCAGUCUCCCAGGAUGAUGCGGAUGGCUGGCAGUGGGCCUUGGUCUGGGGAGGGAGGUGAUCGAGACAAAGAGAGCUUGGCGAGAGAGGGUAUGAGAGUGAGGUUCUCUGAGGACAGACAGUCAGCUCUGCAAAACCAGUAUCAGUAUCACAACCAGUACCAACAGCAGUACCAGAAUCAGUACCAGGCUCAGUACCAAAGGGACUGGGAGCGAGAGGCUGAGAGGGGGGAAGUGUAUGGCAGGGGCCCUAUGCAGUCCGCUCCCCCACCAGUUACCAAUCAGCAGUCUCAGCCCCGCAGACCCUCCUUCCUGCAGAUGGAGAGUGAUGCCAACGCUAACUCCGUAGGGUUUCCCAACUCCCAUACAGCACCUCUUCCGCUCUCGGCUGCUCCUGCCCAGACCACAGACACAAUGGCAGGUUCUGAGGAGGUGCAGGAGGGGGGAGGGGGGCUCAUGGUGCUUCCUCCUCCAGCUCCGUCUGUAGAUGUGGACGACGAGUUUGUGUUUGUGGACCCAUUGCCACCUCCUCUACAGUUUGCUAAUGGCAACGAUCGUGGAAACCGAGGAGCCCCUCCAUCAACCCAACAACAACAACAACAGCAACCGCAACCUCAAAUGCACCAUUAUCAGCAAUCCCAAUCCCAACAGCAACAUAAGCUAUCAGGCACACAGCAGCAGUCCGAUCUCCAGACACAGCCAUCAGUGCAGCCCACCCAGUCCCAGCAGGAGCCUCAGCACCUGCAGGCCUCUCAGCCCCCGUCCGACCUGCCUCAGGAGGAGCAGCAGCCUCCAGUCCACCCCUCUGCCGUGGUUCACCCCUACUUAUUCCCCCCUUCGCCGCUUAUACCCCCACCCCAGCUUUGCCCCAAGAUCCCCCCCUCCAACAUGGUUCUUUCAUCGACUGAUUCAAACCCUUCGAGUCAGUCCCUGCCCCCACAGAUUAGUCAGGUGGUGGCGCCCCAAAUCCCGGCCAAUGUCCCCAGCCAGUCAUUGCCCCCGCAGCCACCACCGCCACCCAUGCUGCCCCAGCCUCCAAAUCCUCCUCAUCCUCCACAUCUUCCUCAUCCUCCUCACCCUCCUCAUCCUCAUCUCCCUCCACAUCAUCCUCACCCUCCGCACCCUCCCCCCUUACCCUCCCCUCAGGCGGGGGACUCUGCAGCGUCCAGUCUAACAUCCUAUGACAGUGAAGUAGCCAAUCUCACGCAAUCCGUACUCUCCCCUACCCUCCCCUCACCACAAGCCUUUCCUCCAUCUACACCCCCCUCUGCUCUUAACCCUUCCAAUCCUCCACCUGCCUCAACCUCUACCACCUCUGCAACGUCUGCUCAGUCCCUCCAUCGUCCUCAGCCUCUCUUCUUUGCUCCAGCACAGGGCCAGGACCGUGGCAACGCCUCCUUGACAACCACCGUCACCUAUGCCACCAUGACGACCAGCCAGGCCCCUUAUGCAAUUACCACCACUACUGCUGCCUCGACUGUUGCCCCUGGUCAUCAGAUGCCCCCUAAAGCUGUCGAGAGCCGGGGAGAGUGGCAGGAGGCUGUGGUGGAUUCUGGGAUUGAGGAGCUGGACAGCCACAGCAGCAGUGACCACCACCUGGACAAGCUUGGUAUGAGGGAGGGAGAGAGAGUGGAGAGGAGAAGAGAAAUCAUGGAGGUCGGGGGAGGCAGAGUGGCUGGUAAGAAUCGAGCUCAGAUGGAUAGGAGAGAGUCCCUGGACUCCUCGGCAGCUUACAAAAUGCACAAUGAUGCGACACACAUCCGUACCCAUCAGAGCGGCAAGCCAGUGCCUCCACUGCGGCGGCAGCCUAGCGCCGCUCCGUUCCUCCAGCACCCCCACAGGCAGAGAACGCACGAGGAAGAGGACCGAGGCCGUGGGUUGGGGAUGGUCCAGGGCGGGGGAACAGACGAGGGCGAGGGAGGGGUGCGGGGACCACUUUUUAUAGACCGUCGGCUGAACUCUCCGCUGGCCAGCGUGAAGGCCAGCAUCAUCAAUGAGCUCAGCAGCAAGCUGCAGCAGAUGGGGGGCUGGCAGGGCCAGAAGGAGGCCCCCUCAGGCAGGUUUCAGGAGGAUGCCACAUCUGUCAUGAGUCCCCCUUUAGUCCGCUCCAUGUCCCCUCUCCCUGUCCCUGUGUCCGUCCCUCAUGUCCUCCAUAGGGCCCUGUCCCCUACUCUCCCUCUCUCCCCAAUACACCACCCCAUUCCACCACCCCUACCCCCUUCCCUCAACCCCAACAUGUCCCCAACUCUGGUCCCAUCUCCUCUGAAUCUCCUGCAGUCCACCACCCCCACUCAGCCUGCGCCCUACUCAGACUGGACGUGUCCACCCUCCCCUCUCGCCCACACGGCUCCCCCUCUUUCCCCGUCCGCCCUCUCUCACCCUGCUCCGCCCCUCUCACCUUCCUCGCUCGCUCGCUCCCACCCCCCUACGUCUCCGUCCUACUCGCCCUACCCCACGUCCCCAAAGCAUCGCUCCAAGUAUCGCGGCAAAGCCCUCGAGUUCCAGUUCAACUCCCCUGCGGAGCUCCGCCGUGCCGAGUCCCACCACUCCCCGCGACGCCGGGCCCCCAGCCCGCUCAUCUCCUGCACGGACCGGCCCCAGCCAGGGCCCCCCAGGCCCUCCUCCCUGCCCCUCUUCCCCAGCUCCCUGUACAACGCCCCGUUUGAGCUGCAGCCGCCGCUCACCCCUCCGGCCCACUCCAUGCCCCUGACUGAUCCGUACUUCCCCAGCACCCCUCCGCCGCUGUUCUCCCCGACCGUAGCGUCCGCCUCCAACCCCCUCCUGGUCUCCCGCUCUCUCUCGCCCACUCACUUCCUGUCGGGUGUCUCCUCCCCUUCCUGUGGCAAUUACCCGCCCUUCACUCUGCCCCCACCUGCCAGACCCUUCGCCACCAAGCCCCUCCCCUACUGGAGCAAGUACGACGUUGCCGAUUGGCUCGUGUACUUGAACCUGGGCGAGCACCAGGAACGCUUCCUGGACAACGAGAUUGACGGCUCGCACCUGCCGUCGCUGACUAAAGAGGACUUCCUGGACCUAGGCGUGAGCCGGGUCGGCCACCGAAUGAACAUCGAGCGGGCGCUCCGCAAACUCACCAACAGGCUCUCCUCUCCUUUCUCUGUCUCUACUGUUUCAUCUGAAGGACAGAGCGAAAGAAUGAAAGAUGAAGGGAUUCAGAGCUGAGAGAAUGGGGGGAGGAGAGAGUCUUUUAACAAACAAACUAAGCUAACUGAGAGGCUGGUGACAGAGAUUGCUUGAAAUGACUGAACAUAACUUGGCGAGAAAUGCAAGCGAGAAAAAAGAGCUGAAUUUGUUUUUUUUUUUUUGAAGUGAUUUCCUGCGUGGUUCACUGCACACCUGUGGUUUAACCAGUACAAUCAUGUACAGAGGAAUACAGAUCUUUUCACACAACUUACUGAUACAUCAAUAUCACAGACACACACACACACACACACAGACAACAUAGUUACACAUGCACACAUACACACCUCACUUAACAAAAUGAACAAAGACAUUCAAAGUGAUCAGAACAAAAUCGAUCAUCCAAUCAGUCAGCUGAUUUCAUCUGAUCAUCCAAUCAAUGAACACGAUUUCAUCUGCUAGACAAAGACUCUGACCAAGCCAUGGAAGUGGCUGGGAAGAGCAAAGCUUCAAGCUGUUUUAAAUUUGCUAGGCACUACUACAUGUCUUCUUUUCCACUGGGUCUGGAUGACUACUUUUCAGUUUAUGGAAUUGUUAUUAUUACACCGUCAUGGAUAUAAUGUGAAGUUCUGAUGUUGUGUUAAGGAACAUUGCCCUCUCCACAAUCACUCACCAUGAUUGUGACUCCAUAUUGGAGACACAGUGAUGAUGAUUAACGUGGUGAGAGUGAUGAGAAGAGUAAUGGCUGGGAUGACCAGGGGAGGAUAAUGUGCUGCUGAUACAGAUGUUAUUAUCAGAUGUGAUGGAGGACAUAUAAGACAUUAAUUGCAAUCAUGAUAAUGAUGAUGAUAAUUAUAGUUUAAAGUUAUAGUAAUAAUGGUUAAGUAUGUACACCUUUUUCAAGCUCCAAAAGGAUCUUUGUCUUCCAGAUAGUCUGAAUCCUGCGGGGGGGCUGUUGGGCUUUUAGUUUCUCCUUGAGAUGCUCUCUACAUAAUCAACUUGUUGUGAAUUCAGUGGACACACACACACACACACACACACACUCACUCACUCACUCACACAAACACUUGAACGUUGAGAGAUGCAUUGCCAGUACAUGCAAACACACUCAAGAUUACAAACACACUCAAGAUUACAAACACACACAAACCACACACACACACACACACACACACACACAGUGUGUGUGUUAUUUGUUUCUUAGCUUAAGGGAGGUUUCUCAUAGAAUGGGUUCUGUAGAGAGCACCUCUAUAUAUUUUAAAAAGAAUAUUUUAGAACAUAGUCAAAUCUAUAAAUUAAAUUAUAUAUGAAGACAAUAUACAGUAUGAACGUGUGUAUGCAGAGGUAAGGAAAUAUA
This is a messenger RNA of Alosa sapidissima (American shad), 9073 nucleotides long. RefSeq names its product SH3 and multiple ankyrin repeat domains protein 1-like. The record is from RefSeq and is a predicted model, not a curated record. Bases 346 to 7758 code for a protein of 2470 amino acids. The transcript has 28 exons. Lineage: Eukaryota; Metazoa; Chordata; Actinopteri; Clupeiformes; Clupeidae. Gene Ontology annotation, molecular function: ionotropic glutamate receptor binding; synaptic receptor adaptor activity. Gene Ontology annotation, cellular component: postsynaptic membrane; postsynaptic density; dendritic spine.